AUAAUGUUUUAGUGCUUUGAAGCUAUCGCUUUAUACUCGGAUAUCUCUCGUACAUGUACAUAGAUGUGUAUAUAUAUAUGUAACUAAUACGUAUAUAUGUAUCUAAAAUUCAAUUAUGCAACAACAGUUUUUCAAACAACAUAAAGCCACGACAUAUUGCCUCUUUGAGCCGUAUACUAUAAAAGCAAUAACAAAUUCAACCACUCAUAAACACAAGCAGUCAGUAUCUACUCGUAUUGAGUAGCAAUAACGGCAAUAGUCUGAGCAUUUACGACAUUAAUAGAAUGAAUAUAUACAUACAUAUAUACAAGCACACACGUAGACAAAUAAAGGCAUCGAUAUUAAAUGUAUAUUAACAAUUUAUGUUCAAUUAAGUGAAAUUUAUGAUUUUUGACGAGUAGGACAGCGCGUGCCGACUGGCACGAGUAAAUGACCACUUGACUGUCUAAAUUGGUCAGGUCACUAGCUUCAAAGGCUGUAUGGUUCGUUAGCCGUGCGGCAAUGGAAUAAAAAUUUAUGUGUGUUCGGCAGCAUUUCGUGGCAAUGACCAUUUAACUGAGCGGUUAACCGCCAACAACAGUGUAAGAGGGCUGUAUUUGCGAGAGCGUGGGUAAGUGGGUGCGUGUGUGAGUGUUGAAAGGGUAGCAUGAUGCGUGGAGACGCAAAAAGAACUUAGCUAUUACUGGUAGGGGUUGCCAACAAUUCAGCGACGUCCGCCAUCCGCCAUCCGCCAACCGAUGUUCUAAUGACGAUUAAUUGCGAGGGUUGAACCGACGAAAUACAGCAGAAGGGAAUGCGACGACGAGCGUCCGUGUAGGAGCAGUGGCAUCCGGGAGCAUAUUUGUAGAAAGUACGGUUGUUGCAUUCGUAGGCUACAAGCAAGGAACAAGCUACAAAGCGUGUGACCGCAAAGAUGAAAAAGGUUGUGGACGAAAGCGGGCGAGCAAAAUGCGCGAGUGCCAGCAAUGUCACUAUGCAAUGCAAGCUGACGCUGGGGAAUUUAUAUGGCGAACAAUGCUGAUGCCGCUAAAUUGCGAUUCACAUUCAUGAAUUUAUGCACCAUAAUUUGCAUAGCUGAUGCUAAUUUUGUUGUUGCUGACAUUCGUAGAUAUUGAUUUUAUGGCGCGAGUUAGCAGCUGCCUGGCAGAACGCUUUGUAAGGCGUGUGGCAUAAUUAAUCUCAGCUCGGCGUAAAGGCUACAGAAUUUAUGGAUGCAACCUACCAGCACUACUAUAUACGAGGGAGGCCCAAAAACUAUAAUAUACAAAAGAAAAUUUUUUAAAUUUUGCGAAUUAUUUCUUAACAUAGUCAACUAUCAACUAUAUCCACAAUUUCUUUAACUCAUCUAAAGAAUACAUUUUCUGGAGGUCGUUUCAUCUUAUACGUUUCAUCUUAUUCGUUCCCUCUUAUUCUGAAAUUUGUACCCGGUGAUUGAUUUUUAAGUUUGAAAAUAGAACGAAGUGUUACGGACCCAAUUCAGGAGACGGUGGAUAUGGCAACGGUUCGUAGUCUAUUUUUGCCACUUCAGCUGUGGCAAGGCGGAGGUGUGAACCAACACAUUACAAUUUGUUCUGCCACAAAUGCUGCAAUUUUUCUGCAGUUCGGCGUCAAAUCAACCUAAUAAUCCGGACUAGGUAGGCCUUUUCUUAGAUUGAUGUGGAGCAGAUCUUGUGAAUUCCAUAAACCGUUGGAUAUCACAUCUCAAGUUGAUUAGGGAUAGUCAUCAUCUGCUUCGUGGGAGGUUUUCAAGUGAAGUCAACUGUUUCAAAUGUUCCGUGGUCCUUAGUGUGUACUAUUGGAUCCAAAUUUUGUCGUCGGUCAUGAAACAAAUCGCUUGUGCUUAAACAGAAUAAAACACUCUGAAAAGAGAAAUAAGUGAUUAUUAAUAACAAAUGUGCACUACAACUUAAUAAGAGUACUUAAGUACACAUAAGCAGACGAACCUACAUACAAUUAUGUUUAUUAUACAAUUAAGUAAGUACUUACCAAAGGACAUCAUCGAGUGAAAUUAAUUGUUGCUUCUCAAUAAGCAAAUGUAGCAGGACUAAUUUAUUCACAAAUUUGUUAUUGUGCCACAACACAAGCACACGCAUACAACCACCUACACAUAUUCAUAUAUAUAUGUAUAUGUGCAUGUGACAUGAUGUAUUAAUUAUACGGACAUGUGUUAGUGGAAAAGGUGUGUCAGUAUACGUGUGGGUCUGCAAGCCAGCAAAAGAGAGCAGAAACAUGAGUUGUGAACAGCAUCAUCAGCAGCAAUGGCAUACACAUCAUCAACAACAUUAUCAUAGUCGACCGUAUCAGAGCGGACAACAACAGUUACAAAAGCCAAAAUGCGCACAUCAACAGUAUAGUCAAUAUCAAGAACAUCAGCAACAACACCUAAGUUGUUACACACACCAGCCGUAUCACCAUUAUCAGCUAUGGUUUAUUAUAUCUGCGAUAUUGUUCUUAAUCGACAUAUCCAACUCGCUCACAAUGACGGAAGUAAAAAUACCCAAUCAUAUAAUGCGUUUCAAGAGCGCGGUACUCGGCUGCCGCUAUAAUUUGGACGGCGAGUCAUUGUACUCGGUGAAAUGGUACAAGGAUGGACAUGAGUUUUACCGUUAUGUUCCGCGUGAUAAGCCGCCAGGACAAGCAUUUCCCUUGCCCGGUGUCAAUGUGGAUGUUCGCAAUUCAACAGAUACAAAAGUGACACUGCGGCGCGUUACACUGAUGUCGACAGGAGUCUACAAAUGCGAAGUUUCCGGUGAAGCACCAGCAUUCAACACAGUUUCCGAAUCCGAGACGAUGACUGUUGUUAUGACACCCAACCAUGGUCCAAAAGUCACCGGCGGUCGACUCAGCUACCAAAUAGGAGACGUUAUUCGCAUGAACUGCACCUCAGGACCAUCCAAACCAGUCUGUCAUCUCAGCUGGUUCAUCAAUGGUGAACCGGCAAAUCGUUCGUAUCUCAAACAAUAUGAAAAGUAUGUGGUCGGUCGCGAGGGACUUGAAAUGGCGCGACUAGGCUUGGAAUUUCGUGUUAAGGGUAUCCAUUUUCAAGAUGGCGAAAUAAAAAUGAAAUGCGUGGCCAAAAUAUCCUCGCUGUACUGGCAAAGCAAUGAGGCAAGUGUGCAAAGUGAUCGACAGCAUCGUGCACCAGCGCUGGAAUCACGUGAAACAAUUGCUGCCAAAUCGCGUGCACAUGGUUCCUCCUCGGCAAAGCCACAUUCUCAGACCACAUUACAGCAAUUACAUCUGGUAACACUACUGAGCUUAUUAACGGCAUUUAGUACUUCAAGCUACAGCAUAGCUUUAAGAUAACUAAUUUAAAUUAAUUUCGUACUACACUAAGUAGAUGACAGCAACACCUGUAAAGAAAUAACAGCGUUGUCUUUAAUAAAAACGGUAAAAAUAUAUUAAAAAGGACACAUAUCCUAUGCCAAAUUAAAAA
This is a messenger RNA of Bactrocera oleae (olive fruit fly), 3436 nucleotides long. RefSeq names its product beaten path IIIa (gene beat-IIIa). The record is from RefSeq and is a predicted model, not a curated record. NCBI's taxonomy places the organism in Eukaryota, Metazoa, Arthropoda, Insecta, Diptera, Tephritidae. Gene Ontology annotation, biological process: motor neuron axon guidance.